AUGGAUCAAGUCAAUCUGCGGCGCAAAGACACCACGAAAGGACCGCCGCUGCGGAUCCUGUCACUUGAUGGCGGAGGCGUUCGCGGCUACUCAAUGCUCAUAAUCCUCCAAGAACUCAUGUACCGCGCCUACGUCGAAACCGAAGGCAAACCGCCAAAGCGCGAAGAGAUUCCCAAGCCAUGCGAAUACUUCGACCUCAUCGCCGGCACAGGCACCGGCGGCUCAUAG
Messenger RNA from Cyphellophora attinorum, 228 nucleotides. RefSeq lists its product as uncharacterized. The record is from RefSeq and is a predicted model, not a curated record. NCBI's taxonomy places the organism in Eukaryota, Fungi, Ascomycota, Eurotiomycetes, Chaetothyriales, Cyphellophoraceae. Gene Ontology annotation, cellular component: membrane. The transcript has 2 exons. Bases 1 to 228 code for a protein of 75 amino acids. Gene Ontology annotation, biological process: arachidonate metabolic process.